This is a messenger RNA of Talaromyces amestolkiae, 972 nucleotides long. RefSeq lists its product as uncharacterized. The coding region runs from base 1 to 972 and encodes 323 amino acids. Gene Ontology annotation, biological process: branched-chain amino acid biosynthetic process. The record is from RefSeq and is a predicted model, not a curated record. NCBI's taxonomy places the organism in Eukaryota, Fungi, Ascomycota, Eurotiomycetes, Eurotiales, Trichocomaceae. Gene Ontology annotation, molecular function: acetolactate synthase regulator activity. Gene Ontology annotation, cellular component: mitochondrial nucleoid; acetolactate synthase complex. The transcript is spliced from 2 exons.
AUGGCUUUUCGCCGUACGCUGGCCAAGCCAGUGGCUGCUGCGUCUCAGAUAUCAGCCUCGACAACCGCAUCCGCAAGACCGGCAGCCAAAUCGUUCCUCGCUCGCAAUGGCACCCGAUCAACGAGCAGCUCUACCUCUGCACUGGCCUACAAGGCCAUGCACCGCCGCUCACCUCUAAAGCUGCCUGUGUCCGACAACGCUCCCCAAUGGGACGCUCCGGCCGCCGUUUCUUCUAUCUUGUACGAGACACCACUGCCCUCCACAAACCCGCCCAAGCGACACAUCCUGAACUGCCUCGUUCAAAACGAACCUGGUGUCCUGUCCCGUGUCUCUGGAAUUCUGGCCGCUCGCGGGUUCAACAUCGACAGUCUGGUCGUCUGCAACACCGAAGUCGCCGAUUUGUCUCGCAUGACCAUCGUUCUCCGUGGUUUGGAUGGCGUCGUUGAACAAGCUCGUCGCCAACUCGACGAUCUCGUCCCCGUCUGGGCGGUGCUGGAUUACACUGAAGCACCCCUCGUGCAGCGCGAACUCCUGCUCGCAAAAGUGAGCACUCUUGGCCCCGAGGCGUUUGAGGAAUUGCUCAAGCAUCAUCGUGAAAUGACCUCUGAUGAGGCUGCGGGUGCGGAGAAUGAACAUGGCGUUGCUAUUGAGGACUCGCAUUUCCAUCCUCGAAAUAUUCCUGCUUCCCAAGCGCUCAGACAUAAGCACGAGCAUCUCGAUGCCAUCACUCGUCUUACGCAUCAGUUUGGUGGUAAGGUUUUGGAUAUUAGCACUAAUAAUUGUAUUGUCGAGUUAUCCGCCAAACCAUCUCGUAUCGACUCCUUCCUCAAACUCGUCGGUCCCUUCGGUAUCCUGGAAUCAACCAGAACCGGACUGAUGGCCUUGACUCGUUCACCUCUUACUGAAGUCACCGAAGAAGUUGAGAAGGAAGCCGCUGACGUUGUCGAUGCUAGCACCUUGCCUCCUGGUUAA